CAAAUGAAACAGAGAAGGUAAUGAAGAAGCGCUACUACGUUCCUUCCAGACUGACACCCCAUUGCUCCCCAGAAGAGAUUGCGCAGAUCAAAUCAUCUACAGACUUUUAUGUGGACUUCAGGGGCUUCUUACCAGAUGGGCUGUUUCAUCGGUUGAUGGCGAGAGCAGUUAGAUGGAUGGGUGAAAGAGAUGGAGAACCCGUCAAUCUUUACUAUCGUCACAUCAGUCUAAUGGUUGAUGAAGAGCAUCAUGCCUUAAUAGAGAUGUUACCCCCUCAUGAAGCAACUAUCAAGGUCACUGUAUUCCAAGGAGAGGUUGCUGAUUCUGAUGAUGAUGGGGAUAUUCACCACCCACCAGCCUCAAGUGCUGUCAAAGAGGUAAUGGACUUUGUAAGGAGAACCCUUGAUGACCUUAUUCUGCACUGGUCUAGGAGGAUCGAGUAUGAUGUCUGCUUUCUGUGCCCGAAGUGCAGUAAGAAGAAACUGCUUCAAGACUGCUUCAAGAGAAAGUCACUCAAGUGUGGAGAACAUAAGAUCCGUACGGCUCCAAUUAAGUCAAAGUUUGGUAUGAGUGAUGAAGGGGUGGAGUCAUGGAACAAGAGUCAAGUGGUGCCUAGAAGAUCAAAUGAGCUUGUUGAAGCCAGCGCAAUGGUCCAAGUUGAUGAAGAACAGACAGACACCCAGAACACUGAGGAAGAAGGAAAGGAGGAUGAAGGUGAAGAAGAGAAAGAAAAGAAGGAGGAAACAGAGGAUUACAUUGCCAGAGAAAGCCUGCCCCGUGAAACAGUACCAUCUGUAGUAAAUGACAAACCAAUCAAGAUGGAAUGUUGUAAGAGAGUUGGAGUUGAAGGUGGCAAACUUCAGCUAGAUUCCUUUGGGAUUGAACUUGAUAUCCCUCCCGGUGCAAUUGACAGCACAGCGCCACAAGGCAUUUCUCUUCGUGUCCUGACAGAUACUCCAAAUCUUAGCCACAGCAAAGCCGAGGUGUCAGUCUGCUUUGGUGUACAGUGUUUAGCCCCUGAUGACUUGGUUCUGAAGUUACCAGUGACUUACACAAUACCUCACUGUGCUGUGAUUACACGAUACUCCAGUGUGGAGGCAGUCUUAUACACGGGAGAGGGAGAAUACUCACCCGAUGCAGUUGUUAAAGAACGUAUUAUGUUGUCGAGGUCUGGAACACCUAGCUGCAUUAUCACGAAAUCUGUACUCAAACUGACGAUGAACCACUUUUCAUGGGUGACCAUUAAGUUCAGGAUCAAUAGUUUCUUCUUCCGAGAAAAGAAGAUGUGCUGUCAGCCGUUUAAAGAAAAGAACUUAGCCCUGCAGAAGACACCUGUCAUCUUACAUGCACACCUCUAUGACGACAUCAUAGGAAAUAGCGAGUUGGUAAAAAGCGAAGAAGGUGAACAAGAAUUCAUACCUGCCCAUAAAAAACUACAGGUUCUUAUUCAGACAGCAGAAGGUGAUCUCAAAAUGACCUGUUACGUAAAGCAGACAGUAAUUGGAGGACCUACUGUUGUCUCCUUUGAUAAACUAAUGAGUGGAACCAUGAUCUGUGAGCCCUUUGAAUUGGACUUCCCCAACCAGUCUGAUAGUGUUGCAGUGUCACUAAAAGUAGGACAACAUGAGAAACUAGAAGUCAAUUUCUUAUUUCGAUUGGAAGACAAAAGAGAGAAAGCUGUUCCACAAGAUCAAGAACAACUGCAAGGUACAUCAAGUUCACAGGCACUGCAGUCAUCACAUCGAGGUGCAGCUGAAACUCUAGAGAAUAUUUCAGGUAGACAGGAAGACUUCGACGAAAAGCUGAAGGCUGUUGCUCAAAGCGUUGUCAAGCCUGAAGGAAUAGACGAUCUCGGGAAGGCUCUCGGCUUUAAACCAGAAGAUAUCCAACGUUACAUGAAGAAUUCAGAAGUAUCGUAUAUGGGUACACUGUCAAUGCUUCGAGACUGGAGCAAAAAGCAAACCAAGGCCACAGAGUGUGAAGCCCUGAAGGGUGUUCUAAAAAAGGCUAAUCAAAUUCGUCUCGCUGAUGAGCUAUUUGGUAUUUCAUGAGAUGCGAGUAAUAUGCUUCUCCAAUGAGGACUACAUUGAUCUAAGGAGAGAUACAUAUAUUUAUAUUUGUGUAUUUAAUGUAUAAAUAUGGGAGUACAAUGCAUGGUUAAAUAGCUUAUUCAAAGUUCCCCAUUUUCGUAUGGCCUUGAGUAGGGACAUCAGAAUACAUCGUAUGCAACAGAAUAAUGUUGCCCGAGUCGUAAGAUGAGGGCGACAUGAUUUUCAAGGGCGAUAUUGUCCAUAUUCAUAUUCCCUAAGUAGAGUCAGCAAAUAUCACUAUUAUCUUUUAUAUAUCAGCCUCAGGUAAAUAAUCAUGCUUUUCUUUAACAACUACACACAAGUUUAUUUGCUUGCUAGUCCCAAUUCAGGUUGUUCACCAUUCAUAUCAUGCAUGUCAUCUGAACUGACCAAUUAUGACGUUAGUUGUCCCUGGGCAUAUCCAUUGUUUAAGGCUCACUUACAUUUACUUUAAUUUUUUAUUGAAAGCAUCUUGCAAUGACAGACAACUUUUUUAAUGAUGUGAGAUUAUUGUACAAUGAUAUUUAUUUCAAAUUCACCUUUCUAAAUUUGUAUGUAUGCAUUAUUCCAACUUUCUUAAUUAUUAAAGGUAAAGACCAGUUAUGGC
Molecule: messenger RNA, 2676 nt
Organism: Strongylocentrotus purpuratus (purple sea urchin)
Lineage: Eukaryota; Metazoa; Echinodermata; Echinoidea; Camarodonta; Strongylocentrotidae
Exons: 12
Coding region: 21-2051 (676 amino acids)
Biological process (GO): netrin-activated signaling pathway
Cellular component (GO): membrane
Molecular function (GO): netrin receptor activity; protein binding
Source: RefSeq, a predicted model, not a curated record